Tetrahymena thermophila SB210 is the source of this 1458-nucleotide messenger RNA. Its product is annotated as tetratricopeptide repeat protein. The transcript has a single exon. Gene Ontology annotation, molecular function: ATP binding; protein binding; protein kinase activity. NCBI's taxonomy places the organism in Eukaryota, Ciliophora, Oligohymenophorea, Hymenostomatida, Tetrahymenidae. The record is from RefSeq and is a predicted model, not a curated record. Gene Ontology annotation, biological process: protein phosphorylation.
AUGAAUUUUACUUCUGUAAAGUAGUUGUUGCUAGAUCAUAAAAAUAUUUAAAUUUUAAAUUAAAGCGAGAAUGAUAUUCUAAGAGAGGAUGAUAUUUUGAAUGUGGAAGACCAAAAUAAGAAUCAGUUUUGUUUAUAUGUAAACAAUAUAUUUGAUGUUGAUAAUGAUAUAAAAAAUAAAAAAUUAAGUUCCUGUAAUCUUAAAGUUUAGUCUAUAAAGAAAUGCAAUCAUCCAAACAUAAUAAAGAUUAUUGAUCAUUUUAUUAUUGAAAAUCAUUUUUUUAUCUUAUUGGAAAAAUGCUAAAAUAAUUUAAAAUAAUGGAUUUAAGAUAGCUUCCCUGAAGAGAUAAAUGAUCAAAUCUUUUCAAAUAUUUCAUUACAAAUUUUAAAAGGAGUAUAGUAUCUCCAUAGUAACCAAAUGUACCUAAGUAACGUUUCAUUAAAGUCAAUUAGACUAGAUAGUAAUAAUGUGAUUAAAAUAUGGAGCUUUUAGGAAUUAGACUCAGAUUUUUAAAAUAUUUAACCAAAAUAAUUUUCUAUUGAGGAUAAAUACCUUCUUAACCUACCAACAUAGACAAUAAACACUUUAAGCAAACAGAAUGAUCUAUCAGAUUCUUAAUAAUAAGCAAGCGUAAAUAUUUUAGUUGAUAUGCACUAUAUUUGUUUAUGGAUUUAUCAACUGUCUGGCGCUAAUAAAGAUUAAUUGUAUGCUUAUGCAAAACAAAAAAGAAUACAACCAUAAUCAAAAAUAUCUUUUUAUAGUAAUAUUAUAAUGUAGAAAUUAGCUACACUUUAGGAAACAAAUAUGCCAACAACAGACUAAGCAAUUAAAUUAUUUGAAUAAAUAGAAAAACAUAUAAAUUAUUGUGAAAACAAAAUGGAAGUAGAAGAAGAAGAUUAAUAAGAGCAAAUUUUGUUAGACUUAGUAAUUUAAUAAUUCGAAAAUGAAUCUUACUAGAAAUGCAUUGAUUUACUUAGAGAUUUAAUAUUAAAAAACCCUAGAAAAGAUUUGUAUUUAGCUUGGAUGGGUAGAGUUUACAAUGCAAAAUUGGAUUUUAAAUAAUCAACUUAUUGGAAUGAAUAAGCAAUUAAAUUGAAUCAAUUUUGUGAGCUUGCUUAUUAUAAUUUAGGGAAUUCGUAGAAAAAUACUAACUAAUACGAAAAAGCAAUAUUUUACUAUAAAAAAGUUUUAGAAAUCAAUUAAAAUAAUGAUCAAGCUUAUAAUAAUCUUGGAGUAGUUUUUAAUUUCUAAAAAAAGCGCCAUUAAGAAAUAAAAGCUUUUACUUAAGCUUUAAAAAUAUAACCAUUAGAUAAUGAUUAUCUAUAUAACAAAUCAAGGAGUAAAUAUAUGCUUUAAAAAUUUGAAACUUCUCUCAGAUUACUCAAUAAACUCUUAAGUAUGUAUCCUAAUGAUUACUAAGGGCAAGUAUAUUUAAAGUAAUGUAAAAAAAGUAUAUGA